AUGACCGAUAUCUACAGCUCUACUUCAGAUCCAAUUCAAGAUCAAUAUGAUGGUACUGGUAGUGACUUUGACUCCUACCACUUGAAAUCUCCAAAAUCAGAAUCAGAUUCGGCCUCAUUCGAAGCAGACUCAUUAGAAUCUCAUGGGCAAUCAUCAAUACCAAUUUCAAGACCAUUAUCAAGAUCUUCUGUUACUUCAGGUUUAUCUGUGACUGCUACAAAAGAUGGUGUUGAAGGUAAGAGGAUUAAAAGAACAGGAAUCCCAGGCUAUCCUUUGAAUCUAAUCAAUAAGAUGUAUAGCAAUUAUGCUAAGCAACAGCAAAAUCAACAACUACAAGUCGACAACAAUAAAGAGAAUCAGGAUGAUCAAGAUGAUUUCAUGAGUGUUCAGUCGAUUAAGAGUGCCACCAGUUUAAUCCCACAAUAUGAUCCAAGUGAAAGGGAUGAUGAUAGAGGUUCAAUGUUAUCUAGUGAAUAUUACGAAGAGCAAGAUAUGGAGGUUCCUAGAAAUUUUGAUUUAAACUAUGAUGGACAGAUUCAAGGUGAAAAACCAAAUGAAGCUGGUCUUCCUGAUAUAACGAUUGAAAACGAAAGAUAA
Messenger RNA from Hansenula anomala, 597 nucleotides. RefSeq lists its product as uncharacterized. Bases 1 to 597 code for a protein of 198 amino acids. Lineage: Eukaryota; Fungi; Ascomycota; Saccharomycetes; Phaffomycetales; Wickerhamomycetaceae. The record is from RefSeq and is a predicted model, not a curated record. The transcript has a single exon.